CGUGCUAGGAUAAAGAGACUCCAAUUGGGGAUUGACUGAUGUCUAGACCAGUGCACAGAAAGCGGCGAAUUAAAUGCAUAGCUAUAGACGGCCUCUAUUCUUGCAGUCUGUACUUCGCCAUUAUGUCACUGUAGUGUAUUUUUCCAUCUGAUCUAUCAAUACAAUCACGGGACAGGGGAAGCUAGCUGAGACUGUUAGCUACGAGAAUUAUUUCGGGUGUCUCCACAGAAGCGGGCUCAAAGAGUCACACCCUAAUUCUUUAGUAUCCUCCCAUCAGCCGCACGAAUGCUGCUGUUACAGAUGUUCAGCGCUGCUUUGCCCUCUGGAUUAUUGCGGGGCUCUUUCUAAACGCUGGCUGUCCUGUCAAUAACUCGCUUGUAUUUGUGCUAAACUGCUAAAAGUCACCGGGGAAGUCAUGGAUGUCCAGUUUCAAUGUACUAUGUGGGGAGACAGAUAACGUUAGCCAGCUAGCUAGUGUGUGAUCCAUCAGCACUCCUCUCUGUGGGUUUGGCCGAAGACUGAGGAAUAUGAGCUCACCAAUGUACACGUUUGUUUUGAGAGAUGACAACAGUACUGUGUAUGCGGAGGUGGCCAAGAUCCUCAUAUCCACUGGAAAAUGGAAACGACUGAAGAAAGACAAUCCUCGAUUUAAUUUAAUGCUGGGGGAGAGAAACCGGCUGCCUUUUGGACGGCUGGGUCAUGAACCAGGACUGAUGCAGCUGGUGAAUUAUUACAGAGGAGCUGAUAAACUGUGUCGUAAAGCAUCACUGGUCAAGAUUGUCAAGACCAGUCCAGAGUUAAAGGACUCUUGUAACUGGUUCCCUGAGUCUUACAUAAUUUACCCAACUAACCUUAACACUCCAGUAGCCCCAGCCACCAAUGGCAUUAGCCAUAUGAAGAGCAACCCUAAGACAGAUGAGCGAGAGGUCUUCUUAGCCUCAAAUAACUCACGAAAGGAAAGCGGAGAAGGAAUGGUGUGGAUCGCAAAAUCGUCAGCAGGUGCAAAAGGUGCGGGUAUACUGAUAUCUCAUGAUGCAAAUGAAUUGCUUGAGUUCAUUGAUAAUCAAGGUCAAGUGCAUGUCAUUCAGAAGUAUCUGGAAAAACCACUGUUGUUAGAGCCAGGGCAUCGCAAAUUUGAUAUAAGGAGUUGGGUGCUUGUAGACCAUCAGUACAAUAUCUACCUGUACCGUGAGGGCGUGUUACGGACGUCCUCUGAGCCCUACAACAGCUCAGAUCUGCAGGAUAUGACCAGUCACCUCACCAAUCACUGCAUCCAGCAAGAGCAUUCGCAGAACUACGGCCGCUAUGAGGAGGGCAAUGAGAUGUUCUUUGAUGAGUUCAGACACUACCUAUUGAGCACACACAAUGUUGCCAUGGAAACAUCCAUUUUACCUGAGAUCAAGCAUAUUAUCAGGAGCUGUCUCACAUGUAUCGAGCCGGCCAUCAGCACUAAACACUUGUCCUACCAAAGCUUCCAGCUCUUCGGCUUCGACUUCAUGGUGGACGAGAGUUUUAAAGUCUGGCUGAUUGAGAUCAAUGGAGCACCUGCCUGUGCACAGAAACUCUAUCCUGAACUAUGUCAAGGCAUCAUUGAUGUGGCCAUCUCCACCAUGUUCUCUCUGAGUGCAGAUGCUAUCUCAGCCUCGCCUCCAUUCUCCACUUCUCCAUCUCUCUCCUUCAACUCCUGCUCCUCACCCAAAAUCAGAGCACCCCAUCACUUUGGCCCAUUCAUCAAACUAUAAACCGCUGUUGUCAUGUAACCCCUCCCCAAUGUCCUGCCCAAAAAUACAUCAUCAACCAGUGUUUUCCACUUGGAGGCUUGACUGUCUACACGUGAUCAUGGGGCUGACCAAAUGGGGGAUUAAUCUCUAAAUGAAGUGGACAGUAGGGAUGUAACACCUUAUCUGCUUCCAUCUGUCAUCUAUAAAGCAAAUGAGGACGAUACGAGUUCCCAGUGUAAAGAUACUUGCGACGCACUACCCAGAAGUGGGUGAUUAGUUUCAAAAGCCAGGCAUGUACACUUACUGUGCAGAUUGCCUCUACAGUUGAUCAAGGCUUCAAUGUUCAAAAACGUGUGAUGUGAUCAGUAAAACAUGGAUUGCAAGCAUUCAAUUAACAUUUGAAUGAGAUUUUCCACCAAAGAAGAGGGUUUAGCUCCCUUGUAAGCCCAAGAUCUCUGUCAUGUCAACAAGACUCCUCAGGACUUUCCCUGGCACCUUGAUGCAAAGGACAAUGGAUUUUAAUUAAACUCCUGAGACUUUAGUGCCUUACAUAUUAACAGACAUACACCCUUGCCACAAACUCCCAAAAAGCGAAGCUAGCCUUUUGAAAGUCUGGUUGCAUCCCAUCAACUGUAUCAAAUUAUUUGGGUACUUUUGGCUCUAGUGUGUACUAAAUGGUUUUAAUGUCACAAAUGAAUCUGAAUCAGAUUCAGAAGUUUAUAAUUUGCAGUGUGCAUGCUUGUGACAUCUACAUGCUGGCAUUUGAUAGAAGUAAUAGAAGAUUAAUCUGUAUCCAUUCAUACAGUUUUUGUUGUUUUGCUCUAUUGUUACUCUUUUGAGGAGUACAUUUAGCAAUUUGAGCACUAUUAUAAUACUAUUUCCUCUUGUACUUUGUCUGAGGAAAGAACAAUGCGUUGUAUGUGUAUGUAUGCAUUAGUUUAGUUUGUUGUAUUUGUUACUGUUGACCAUACCAAUCUGAAUACAGCAGAGUACAGUGUUGCAAUUCUGAGUUAGCAAAAGCUUAAGUUAUUCAAAAAAGGAUUUAAUCAUGUGCAAUACAUUUCAUUUUAAAUACUCAUUAUUGUCAUGUCUUGAAAACAAGUACACAAUAUAAACUUAACUGGAGUAGUAGAUAAUAUGACUAAUGUUGACCAUCAAAACAGUGGAAAGCUGAACCUUUUUCAUGAUGGAGUUAUUUAAUGCAGUCCUUAUCUUUUAUUCUCACAUUAUAUUCUAAGGAAAUUGCUGAACUUGCCCACAGGGGGAGCGAGAACCCAGAUGAUCUCAUUGUUGCAGAAUACUUUUGAUGUCUUUAUUCAAGUUUGUACAAUAUACAGUACAAUACUCAGAGAGCCAAAAAGAUCACCACAAACAUGGCAGUAAUUGAAGUGUAGCCAACACAGUGUGCAGCCUGAGAAGGGGAAGUUACACGAGUCCAGUGCGAAUCUUAGGAUAUACAUACAAACGUAAAAACAAUAACCACAUAGUAAACGAGAGAACACAGAAACAGACAGUAGAAAUGCAACAUCAUAAAUCAGAACAUGAAAAUAAAUAUUUCAGGGUUACAUCAUGCAGGUCACAACAGUCCCUGUUCUUAUCGUCCUUCAUUUAUAAUUGGUAAGUUUAAUAAAGUUGUAUCUUGCACUUUAGACAUAAACUGCACAAUUAUGCAUAUGAAUUGAGUGUUAAAUCCCCUAAAUGACUUCAGGGAGUGAAUGCCAUGUCAGUAACCCUGUUUAACAAAAAUAACAACAAUAGUGACCAAAUGUAAUAUAAACUGAUCAACAGUUAAAAUGAUUCUUUAAACAAUUAGAAAAUGAAACUCAAACAUGUGCAGGGCACAUUUAGUCCCACAAGCAUAUAUGUAGCAAAGCUCAAAUUAGUGGCAUAAAAUAACUUGAUAUUGCAUGUACAAAACAUGUAAAUGAUAUCUUUAAUAAUUAAGAGUGCAUAUACUGAAACACUCCAGCUUUUGUCAGUAAAACAUUGCGUGCACAAUCAAUUCCAGCCAACAUGAAGCAGCUAUCCUAUUGCAUGAUACAGCCUAAUGCAGAGUACUAACAUGCAAAACACACUUAUAUGUGCAAAGUGAAUCAAUUACUGUGUGAAAAAGUUACAAAUGUUUUUACACAGUUAUCACGAAAGCUGAAAUAUGCAGCAAUAAACAAAAUAGAAAGCUACUUGAAGAUCUGUUGAGCAUAAAGGGUAGCAUGUAUCAGUGCAUUAUAUUAACAUAAAUCCUACAGGAAAUCAUACACUGAUACAUAAUGGGCUGCUGAUACAUAACUUUGACAAUUUUUUUUUAAAUCAUUAUCUAGUUUGUAACAUCUUGACCAAUAUUUGACCUUACAGAACUCAAAUUGCUCUGUUGUUGCACACUCAAAAUACGCAAACCCACUUCCACAUUAAUAAGAAAAAACCUGCCCGGGCCAAACACAAGGCACAAUCGCUUUCAAACAGGCACUUAAGUUAAACAUCUAGGGACAGAAUUACAUUUGUAAUAUUCCAGUGCAUUUUUUUUAUUUUUUACUUUUUUUUAAUCUAGAGUAGCAAUAGACUUAUAACUCCAUGUAAAAUAAUAUUCUGUUGCUUUACCUCACCAAUGAUUAAGGUAACAAAGAUAAAAUUCCUGCAGUCAGCUUGCAAUAUUAAAGGGAUAGUUUGCCCAAAAAAAAAAA
Molecule: messenger RNA, 4399 nt
Organism: Xyrauchen texanus (razorback sucker)
Lineage: Eukaryota; Metazoa; Chordata; Actinopteri; Cypriniformes; Catostomidae
Gene: ttl
Product: tubulin tyrosine ligase
Exons: 7
Coding region: 528-1742 (404 amino acids)
Biological process (GO): protein modification process
Source: RefSeq, a predicted model, not a curated record